AUGCUGCUCCCCCGUUCAAGGCCAACUGUGGCGUGCGAGCGCAUGGCAUGGCGCGCGCGACUUGGAACCAUGGACGGCCAUUUCCGCUGGCGCGCCUCCGCGUCGCCGCCGCACUUGAGUCGCGACGACGGGGACAGCGACGAUCUGGAUGACACUGCCGCGCCGUGUCGCAAAGGGUCCUUGCCGACCCCUCCUUUACUCCGCGCUCCCUCCUCCACCGUGACACCCGCCGCUGCGUCUGGCCCCGGGAGACGCGCGGCGGUGCAGCGCGAGCUGGAGCGGAUGGCGCGGCUGCGCGCGGUGCUUGACGCGCGAGAGGUGGAGGUGCUGGCGGUUCUCGACUCCGCCUUCACGUGGCUCCGCUGCGCCGCGCAGCCCUGCGUGCCAGAUGCCGCGCAAGCCGCAGACGAGUGCGCGGAAAGCUUGUACGACGGGCGACGGCAGGCGGGACUCGCCACAGUGGUCCUCGCGGACGACGAUGACGAUGGCGCCGCCGCUGUUGCCGCGGCUGUUGACUAUUCCGCUCCGCCUGCUGCUGCGCUUCUCGCACGUCGCUCGUUUACGUCGCCCAUCGGCGACGGACGGAGGAACGGCGCGCGGCCAGCCAAUGGUGGCGGCCAACUGCACUCUGCCGUUCGGCCCGUCGCCCAGUAUUCGCUGGCUGGCGGGGACGAGGGCUCUCUUCCCGCCCAGGCGUCGCAGGCGGCAGCUGUCGUUGCGGGCUGCGCGCCGAGCGCAGGAACUCACACCGUGGGCGGCGGCGUCGUGGUGCGAGCGGAGGAACGGGAGGAGGGAGGAGAGGUGGUGGUGAAGAGGAAGCGAGGCCGGCCCAAGGGCAGCGGCAAGAAGGGGUCGCUCGCCGCGCUCACUCCGUCGCACGCCACGCCCUUGAUUCGCAUUCCGGCCUCUGCUCGUCUUCCGUCCCCCGCCUCAACGCCGCGCGCGCUCUCGAACGCCGCCACUGCGUCUCCUGCAGAUGCCAAAACUGGCGGCGACGGGAGCGGCGAAGAGGAAGCGAUGAAAUGGGGAGAGCGGCGCGAGGUUGGGCGCGACGAGAUCAAGGAAGGCCGCGCGAUGGUUCAGUUCCAGGACAGCGCGGGGGCGGCGGAGUGGCAGAGAGCGGGCCGUCCAGGAAAUGGGAACAGUGAGCAGCGCGGCGAGGGCGAAGCGGAGACCUGGCGGAUGAGCGCGUGUGGCGCUAGCCGCCCAGUCGGACCCGCGGACGGCGGUGGUCCUGGCCGCCCUGCAGCAGUGAGGGCGGGGCUGCAUGGCAGCGCGCAGCGGACGGGCGGCGUCGAGGGGCGGGGCAGCAAGGGACCGUUGGGCGGCGGUGCCGGAGUGGGGGCGAGCGGCAGGGGGCGGAAGAGCAAAGGGCCUACAGGGAGGCCGCGAGGCAGGCCGAGGGUUGUUGGCGUGGAAAAGAAGGGGUGCGCAGAUGGGUCCAGGCAGUGGCAGGAGCGGGCGCAGGAAGGACAGGCGGUUAAGCGGGUGGGGGGCGCUGGGGACAAGGCAGAAGGCGGCACGGCUGAUGGCUACCCAGUGUGGGCCGUGGGCGACGGUGAGGGCCGUGCGGAGGAGGGCACAGGGGGGAGGGCGGAAGGGGGACCCGUGUACCUGAGCGACCCGGAGCAGCGGCACGGGCGCAUGCUGGCGAGUGACGUGGCGGCUGUGGCGGGUGGCGGCACAGGCGCCUCCAGCGCGCCCCCCACGCCCAGCGCCGCCCUUGGCGCCUGCUGUGUAGGCACGUGCACGUGCACGUGCACGGGUAUGGGCACGGGCAUGGGCACGGGCACGGGCACGGGCAUGGGCAUGGGCACGGGCACGGGCAUGGGCACGGGCAUGGGCACGGGCACGGGCAUGGGCACGGGCGUGGACGACGCUGCAGAGGCGCUGGAGUCAGUAUGGGGAGAGGCAAGUGGUUCACAUGGGGCUGCUGCGAUGGGCAGUGCGGAUGGGCUGCUACUGGAUGACAUGCAGGCGGGGUGGCUGCAUGGCGUGGGUGGGCUGGCUGGUGCGCAUGGCAUUCAGCAUGGGGGGGUGCCGGUGGCAGGAAAGAGGGUGGAAGAGGGGGGGAGGGAUGGUGGGGGAUGUGUGGCAAAGAAGAUGAGGGUGUCACACGGUGGGGAGGGUAGUGGUGAUGGGGGCAAGGAGGGUGUUAUGGGGCGGGGUGUGUGGGGCAGCUGCAGUGAAGUGGCAUCCCAUGCAGACUGGAGGCCUUCAAGCGCUCUGGCUUUGGUGGGGGUGGGUGCGGGAGCCCUCUCAGGAUCACAUCCACCUGCCUGA
Molecule: messenger RNA, 2283 nt
Organism: Closterium sp. NIES-65
Lineage: Eukaryota; Viridiplantae; Streptophyta; Zygnematophyceae; Desmidiales; Closteriaceae
Source: the annotation of a GenBank genome assembly